Globicephala melas (long-finned pilot whale) is the source of this 2947-nucleotide messenger RNA. RefSeq names its product coiled-coil domain containing 25 (gene CCDC25). NCBI's taxonomy places the organism in Eukaryota, Metazoa, Chordata, Mammalia, Artiodactyla, Delphinidae. The record is from RefSeq and is a predicted model, not a curated record.
AGGAGUUCCGGGGAACGCGGCCUCCGCGCUUCCGGUAUCUUGAUCUUCCAGGGCUAAGUGCCGCUGCUCGGCGCUGGAGUCGCCGUGCCGCCGCCGGGAUCAUGGUGUUCUACUUCACUAGCAGCAGCGUUAACUCAUCUGCUUACACUAUUUACAUGGGAAAGGAUAAAUAUGAAAAUGAAGAUCUGAUAAAGUAUGGCUGGCCUGAAGAUAUCUGGUUUCAUGUGGACAAACUCUCUUCGGCUCAUGUAUACCUUCGAUUACAUAAGGGGGAGAAAAUAGAAGACAUUCCAAAGGAAGUACUGAUGGACUGUGCCCAUCUUGUGAAGGCCAAUAGCAUUCAAGGCUGCAAGAUGAACAACGUCAAUGUGGUUUAUACCCCGUGGUCUAACCUGAAGAAAACGGCCGACAUGGAUGUGGGACAGAUAGGCUUUCACAGGCAGAAGGACGUGAAAAUUGUGACAGUAGAGAAGAAAGUGAAUGAGAUCCUGAACCGAUUGGAAAAGACCAAAAUGGAGCGGUUCCCAGACCUAGAGGCAGAGAAAGAAUGCAGAGACCGCGAAGAGAGGAAUGAGAAGAAAGCCCAGAUUCAGGAAAUGAAAAGGAAAGAAAAGGAAGAGAUGAAAAAGAAGAGGGAGAUGGACGAACUUAGGAGCUAUUCAUCACUAAUGAAAGUUGAGAAUAUGUCUUCAAAUCAGGCAUAUAGGAAGAAGGAGGUUCUCGGCUACCUGAGAUGAUGCCCUUUGAGCAGUCAGUUUUGCCCUUUAGCAGGAAGAAGAGAGCAAAUUACAGUAAAGGGAAGAUGGCCCAAGAAUUCCAGGAAGAGAACUGAAGAACUCAGAGCCUGAGGGCCGUGAUCUUUGAGCCCUAGAAUUUGAAGUCUAUGACUCAUUCCCCGCCCCCCUAGAGUUCCUAGGGGUCUGCCUGAGACCCUGACCCUGGAAUGAGGUGCAAAACAUGUAGACUUGCUGGAAUGGCAUCACUGAUGAAUGUCGUAUCUCUGGGCCAGCGUUCUGUUUAUAGAGUCACCCCUUCUGUGACAGUGCCUAUUCUAAUGUUACCCAGUAUGUUGGCAGGAGGUAUCAGGAUAGAAGGAGCCACAGAAACAGUCAGGCUUUGCUCCCAGCUAUAAAAAGCAUGUUUGACUUCUUAAAUGUUUAUUAGAGGAUGCUGGGUUCUGUUUGUCACUAGUCAAGGCAAUACCUGCGCCCUUUUGGUUUUAACUGCCUUAGCUACUAGAAUCCUGGGGUUUAAGGUUUUGAGUAAAUCAACCUAUCUGGGGAAUGUAGGUUAAAACCAGACUUUUCAUAUAGAAAAAUGUAGAGAUCCGUGUAUAUUCUUGGUGGACUCAGGAGUCCACUGAAAAUACAAAUAGCUAUCUAACGCCAUGUGUUAACCAUGGCUUACCAUUAGAAUAUACGUACCUCCAUUUUCUCACAACUGAUUGCUUUGUUUUGUCUUGCCAAUUUCAUGGUGUCAAUUACUGGAGGAACUCCAAGCUCUCCACCUCAGUGGUUAUGACUGCAGUUCUGUACUGUGCCAGAUGAAAUAAGAAACAGGUCUCUGUGUUGGCACGCGCCAGUGGGCUCUGACUAGGCGUUUUCUGCUUUUGUUGACAGCCAAGGAACAGAGGCCAGGGGAAGUGAACGCUCACCCUAGAAUCCCAUGUAGCUUUUGCUAGUACCCAACCCUGGUGAGUGGGUGUCAGUGUUUAAGGCUAAAAAAAAAGUAAGGAAUUCUCCAAAGUCAGUAUUGUUUUUCAAUCCCACAUCAACCCCAUCCUGUAACCACUGCAUUAAAAAUAUAAGAUGAGUGGCCUGACGUUUCACAUCCUGCCUAGGUGAAGGCUUGGCUGCCUGCGUUCUUGCUGGCAUUUUGGUUUCUGCCUCAGCACUUUGCCUUGUAGAGAGAAGGUCAACAUUUGCUUAUGAUUUCUGGGAUAUGCUUAUGAGAAUGGGAUUUUCCAGGUGUUGAGGGCUGUUCUGUGGAACUUGAACCGUUUUAGCUCUUAGUCAGAUUCAGGGUCAACAGGUUAAAUUUGCAGACUGAGAAAUGUCAAGAGAAAAAUACAGUUCGAGCAAUGGCCUUUUAUCCGUCUCAGCCUUGCCAGAAUUAUCUUCAGUUGUGGAGCACCUCGCUUCGUUAUAUUAAUCCCUUCAAAACUCUGAAAUUUUUGUUCUUUGGUUAACGUACUCUGCACCCAGUGAGGCUUACAUAACUUAUUUCCAAACUAGAAUUGCUUUAAGAAGAGUCUUAGGAAAAGGAUGGAAGGUCUGAAAUAGUCAAGGCUUAAAUUUAGUCACAGGAAAAGCUGUACUAGUGCCUACGGUUGGAAAAUGUUUCCUUUUUCAAUAAGAAGGGAGAGGGCAACCUGUGUUCCUGCCCGCCUCCCGCCCCUCGGCGAGGCCCUUCGAGGUCCUGCUCCUGCUGUGGCGGAAAGCGUUCCGCUGCCAUGUUUAAGUCCAGUGAUCGUUUAGGGCUUUAUUGUCGUUAAGACCUUCGUGAACAGGACAAUACACUGAUUACCAGGACUCUUUCUCCCUCACAUCUGUCCAGACAACUGCUCGUAUAUCAGGGAUUAAAGAGGAUAAGGAAACACACAACCCUUCCCUCACUUCAGCAUGUCGACUCCUCCCUCCAAGCACCACUGAACUCCGCUGGAUCUCUGGGGAUUCUGAGUUGGGAAGAAUGUUUAAAAUAUUUCCCUUUAUGUGAUUAGAAAUUCAGAAUUUAAAAGGUAGAAAAGGGCACAGGUAUUUUAGGGCAGUGAAACUACUCUGGAUGAUACUCUGAUGGUGGAUACAUGUCAUUAUACGUUUGUCCAAACUCAUAGAAUGUCCAACACCUAGUGAACCCAGCUGCGAACUGUGGACUCUGGGUGAUAAUGACGCGUCAUGUAGGUUCAUCAGCUGUAAUGGACGUACCGUUCGUGAGGGUGUUGAUGGGG